CGUCCUUAAAAGUGGAAACCAUGCUGCCUGAAGCAUUUAACUACAGUUCUCUUUCUGUCUUCUGAAUCUUCUUCCUUCACUUCUCACUCAAAUAGAUAAACAGACAGGCAGAGACAGAGAGAGGCAAAGAGAGAGAGAGAGGAUAUGGCUGAGCCUCUCCUCUCUGCCCGCUUGUUUGUACUGGUGGAGCACCUCUUUCUGUUGCAUCAUAUCCAUGCAGGGGCAUUUUAUGGGCACCAACCACUGCCCCAACAGCACCAACCUCUGCCACAGUUACCUCACCUGCUGCAUGGCAAUGAGGGAAUACCCCAACACCAUUACCAUGGGAAGGAAAUGCCACACAUGCCAUAUGAAAAUGAGAUGCCUUUGCCUCCACAUUAUGGAAAAGAACGUCCACAGAUACCCAUGCACAUGGGUAAACCCAAUUUAGGAAAAGGUGAAACUAUUCCAAGAGGAGAGAAAGGUGUCACUGGCGAAGCUGGUCCAAUGGGGCCUCCAGGGCCUCAGGGCCCCCCAGGACUUCCUGGUCAUGGCAUCCCAGGACCUCCUGGAAAACCUGGUCCCCAAGGUCCACCAGGAUUCCCUGGGAUUGGAAAACCAGGAAUGCCAGGAUUGCCAGGAAAACCUGGGGGCAUAGGUUUACCAGGACCAAAGGGUGAAUUAGGACCAAUUGGUGGUGGAGGGCCGAUAGGAUUGCCGGGACCUCCAGGUCUUCCAGGACCCCAUGGCUUACCAGGAGUGGGAAAAAUAGGUGGACAAGGACUUCCAGGACAACCUGGGCCCCGUGGAGAACCUGGAGAUAAGGGCCUUCCUGGGCUCCCUGGCAUCCCAGGGCUAAAAGGUGAAAAUGGAAUUGGUCUCCCAGGACUGCCGGGUGUAAAGGGACCUUCUGGACUUCCAGGGCCACCAGGACAAGGAGGGCUACCAGGUGUUGGCAAGCCAGGACUGAAUGGACUACCUGGGGCUCCUGGAUGGCCAGGUAAGCCUGGUGCACCUGGAGAACCUGGACUGGCAGGAUUUCCAGGGGACAGAGGGCAAACAGGGCCACCAGGACUAGCAGGUUUUGGUAAACCUGGUUUGGAUGGGUUGCCAGGGAAACCAGGUCUCCAAGGUGGAAGAGGUCAGCCAGGUCCCCCUGGUUUACCUGGGGGUCCAGGUUUGCCUGGAUUUGGCAAGCCUGGAUAUCCUGGCCCCAAAGGUGAAAAAGGGUAUAGUGGGUUGCCUGGCCCUCAAGGCCCAAAAGGUGAGAAGGGUCAUGGUGGUCUUCCUGGAAUGAUUGGACCACCAGGUCCAAGUGGCCUCCCGGGUCCUCCAGGUCUCUUGGGACCUCCUGGAGGCAUUGGUUUCCCUGGUCCAAAGGGAGAGGGAGGUUCAGUAGGACCAAAGGGACAAUUAGGUCCAAAAGGUGAACCAGGACCUGCAGGACUUCCAGGAAAAUCAGGAUUUCCAGGAGGAUUCGGGCAGCCAGGACCUAGAGGCUUACCUGGUUCGUUGGGGCCUAAGGGUGAAAACGGACACAAAGGCUUACCUGGCCUACCUGGAGCCCCUGGAAAGCCUGGUGCAAAAGGAGAAGGUGGAUUUCCAGGAGAGAUAGGUCAUCCAGGGCCUAUGGGGAUCCCAGGAUUAAAGGGUCCAGCAGGACCAAUUGGACCACCUGGUCUCCCAGGGCCAAAAGGGGAAUAUGGGCCACCAGGAAAACCUGGACCACCAGGCGAGGGAAAACCAGGACUUCAAGGCCCAUUAGGUCCUCCUGGUAUACCUGGGCCUGGUGGGCCCACUGGUCAGCCUGGAAGACCUGGUCUUCCUGGCCCUCCUGGGCCACCUGGGCCUCCUGCUCAGUUUCCUGUUGCUGAGCAAAUCCUUCCUGAGACAGGUCCUGGGCUAGAUGGAAUCAAAGGUGGUUAUAAGAAAGAAAAGCCUGGUGGAGCUAUAUUUCAUAGGAAUGGCCUAGAGAUGCCUGCAUUUACUGCUCAGCUAACAACACCAUUUCCUUCAGUUGGGCAACCUGUUGUCUUCAACAAGCUUCUACAUAAUGGAAACCAGAAUUACAACCCUCAAACAGGCAUCUUCACUUGCAAAAUACCUGGAAUUUACUACUUUGCCUACCAUGUUCACUGCAAAGGGGGAAAUGUAUGGGUGGCCUUGUACAGGAACAGUGAGCCAGUUAUGUACACAUAUGAUGAAUACAAAAAAAGUUACCUGGAUCAGGCAUCAGGGAGUGCAGUGCUGCCUUUACAAACUGGAGAUACUGUACAUGUCCAGCUACCAUCAGACCAAGCUGCAGGACUUUAUGCUGGUCCAUACAUCCACUCAUCAUUUUCUGGGUAUUUAUUAUAUCCUAUCUGAAUAUGUGAAAAGUGUCCCCCAUGACCUAACAGUAAAUAAAUAAAUAAAAAAUAAAUCAAUCAAUAUUAGACCUUUCAAACAUCAACUGUGGAUGUGCCAAUAGUGAAGAGACGUGUUAAAAAAUGUAAGAAUUGAAGGGACAAUUUUUCAAUUAACUUUUUUUUUUCUCCAGAACUAGCUGGUCAGGGCACGCAUUUACAAACUAACAAAGUUCAUUCAAUUUGUUAAGGAAUAGGUCCUUUUUGUAUGAGGUGAUGAAAAGGUAGAUCCAGUGUUGUGUAUUAUAUCUUGACAUUUUGUGCUACAGUGGAAAUAUAACUUCAUAUACAGUAUAUCGGUAGUGAGAUAAUUUUGAAUAUACAUUUUAAGCAUACACAUUAUUACAUGUCUUACAGUAUUCAGUAUUCCAUCAAUAUGGAUCUAGCACUUUGAGAGAACUCAUAUUACAUUAUUUAUUUUUGCAUAUUUCCUAUUGUUUGGUAGUCUAUAAGUUAUGUAUAGCUGUGGUCACACUGACUACAUAUCAGUGUACAAUGAUGAAAUACUCAGAUUGUCAGAAAUUGAGAAUGUUUUGUUGGCUAGAUGUUCGAUAUGCACUUUUCUUCUGCUGUUGUAGUAGUUUCUCAUUAUACCAUCUCAAUGAACUUCAAGAGAGCACAUAAGUUUUUGUUUAUUUUAUUAGCUUUAAAGGGAUAUUUCACCCAAAAAUUAAAAUUGUCUCAUCAUUUACUCACCCUCAUGCCAUCCCAGAUGUGUAUGACUUUCUUUCUUCAGCAGAACACAAACUAAUAUCUCAACUCUGUAGGUCCAUACAAUGCAAUUGAAUGGUGAUCAGACCUCUGUAGCUCCACAAAUCACAUAAAUUAAACAUAGAAGUAAUCCAUAAGACUCCAGUGGUUAAAUCCAUAUCUUCAGAAGCGAUAUAAUAGGUGUGGGUGAGAAACAGAUCAAAAUGUAAGUCUUUUUUUUCUUUUUUUCUGUAAAUCUCCACUUUCACUUUUACAUCUGAAAGUCACAUGUGGUGCCUGUUUAAUUUCACUUUCACAUCUGAAAGUAAUAGUUAAAGUGGAGAUUUAGAGUAAAAAAGGACCUAUUAUAUACUGUCUGAAGAUAUGUAUUUAAACACUGGAGUCUUAUGGAUUACUUUCAUGUUUCCUUUAUGUGACUUUUGUAGCUACAAAGGUCUGAUCACCAUUCACUUGCAUUGUGAGUGCUUACAAAGCUGAAAUAUUAUUCUAAAAAUCUUCCUUUGUGUUCUGCAGAAGAAAGUCAUACACAUCUGGGAUGGCAUGAGGGUGAGUAAAUGAUGAGAGAAUGUUCAUUUUUGGGUGAACUAUUAUAAUUUUACCCAACAGUAAAACAGUAAAAUCAAAAUGUUCUGAACCUAAAAUUUUGGUUCUUUCACACUGAUUUAAAUAGACUAGGUCAUUGUUUAUUAAUGUUUAUCAAACCAAAGGAUAUUUGAUGUUAAUGUGUACAAUAUCACCAUUUAUAGUUGACAGGCAAAUUUUGUUCAAACACAUGAACACUAAAUUUAAAUCAAGCAGUCUUUGAUAUUUGAUCUUAAAAUGUUUGAUCCUAAAGUUCUCUGUAAUUUAUUUUUUUAGAUUUACUACUGAAUGCCUAAAUUUGUAUAUGUGCAAAAAGAUGGUGGUGGGGCACAAAAAGAAGGAAUGUAUUCUGUUUUUUAUUUCUGACAAUGGUGCUUAAUUAUUAAAUGAAUACUGAUUAAAGUUA
Messenger RNA from Myxocyprinus asiaticus (Chinese sucker), 4083 nucleotides. RefSeq names its product collagen alpha-1(VIII) chain-like. The transcript has 3 exons. Gene Ontology annotation, molecular function: protein binding. NCBI's taxonomy places the organism in Eukaryota, Metazoa, Chordata, Actinopteri, Cypriniformes, Catostomidae. Gene Ontology annotation, cellular component: basement membrane. The record is from RefSeq and is a predicted model, not a curated record. Bases 145 to 2346 code for a protein of 733 amino acids.